Messenger RNA from Pelagomonas calceolata, 752 nucleotides. Lineage: Eukaryota; Pelagophyceae; Pelagomonadales; Pelagomonadaceae. The record is from the annotation of a GenBank genome assembly.
CCUCGACGCUUUGCGAGUUUAGCGCGAUUAGACGACCUCGUGCAUCGGCAAGAGGCUUAAACGACUCCAGCCGUGCGGCGCUUGAAGCCAGAUUGAGAUCUCGCGGCCACAGCGGAUUUUGCUGUCAGGAGACAGCCUGCAGGACGCUCAGCGGCGCGCGCCGGCACGACGCGACGCGAGACCUCGUGCCGAGGACCACCGCACGUUGUAAAGCCAUGGCCUCGAAGCGCCCGAUCGGCCCCGCCGGCCCGCCCAAAGACGACACCAAACAAAACGCCGCGACGGCCGCCGGCGGCGCGCAGGGCGUGCCCGCGCCCGCGCAGCGGUCCGCGGCUUUUGAUGCCGUUUUACGGAUGCAGUUGGGCCAGGACUGUCGGACCAUCAACGACAAGAUCAACGACAGUAACCGGCCGACCUGGGACCAAUAUAAGAAGGAUAAUGAAGAUAGAUUAAAUUUAACUGGAGCGGACCAGAAGAAGAUGAUGGCGUACCGGGCGGAGUUGGAUGCGGAGCGCGCGCGGAAAUUGGCGCGCGCCUCGAAGACGCACGCGAGUUUGAGGGACGGCUCCGACGAUGAUGCGUCGGCGGACUCUGAUGAUAGGAAGAAGCGGAAGCGGAAACGCGAGAAGAAAAAACUCAAAAAAGAAGCGAAGAAGAAGGCGCGAAAGCUCCUCAAAAAGGAGAAGAAGAAGCGGAAGAAGCGCUCGGACUCCUCGAGCAGUAGUAGCGGGAGCUAAGUAGUGUGUGACAAC